Molecule: messenger RNA, 8444 nt
Organism: Pseudopipra pipra
Lineage: Eukaryota; Metazoa; Chordata; Aves; Passeriformes; Pipridae
Gene: BRD1
Product: bromodomain containing 1
Exons: 14
Coding region: 3172-6732 (1186 amino acids)
Biological process (GO): regulation of transcription by RNA polymerase II
Cellular component (GO): MOZ/MORF histone acetyltransferase complex
Molecular function (GO): protein binding
Source: RefSeq, a predicted model, not a curated record
UCAAUGGGAGGAGUGAUCCAGGCUUUUUAGGUGGAGUGAGGGCGAAGAAGGGUGAUUUCUUGGAUUCUUUGGAUGUAUAUCUUUUCUAGAGAGAGUUGAGUAAGAUGUGGUCUGUUAUGAAUUUGACAUUUGUUGUCAAAUUCCCAAUGGCAGUCAUAGAUUUCUGCUGCUUUGGCUUAGGUGUCAUUAUAUAUAAUAACUCACUUUUAUCCUUGGGAGUGAAAACAAGAGAAAACAUUAACAGUACUGUUUUGGAAACAGUGUUAAAAUUUACAUUAAGACAAUAUUUAGACAAAUAGUGCUUAAGGAAGUACUUGUUUUUUGAUCUGAGUUGUUCUUAUCAGUUAAUUGGUUGUGGUUUUUUUUAAUUUUAACAGAUUUAGUAAAAAUAUUUUGGUUGGAUAUAUGGCAGUAUACGAAGAAAAUCAGUUAGUAUUGAAUCAUUUGAAAUCAGUUGAUUUGAAAUAGUGGAGCUUUUGAACAUUUUUCCAUAGUACUUGUAUGUCUGUACUUAAGUACUGGUGUGGUUUUCUAAAUGGAUGGUGCCAGCUAAUAUGAAGUAAAUGAUCUGUUAUGUCUAAUACUUCCCUUGGAAAUAUCACAUCAAGUUCUUUUUUAAUUCAUACACUACUUUAGUCCCAACAAAAUAGUCGUUACACUGUGUGGUAGCAGUCCUUCUUUGUUCCUUAUUACAACUUUUUAAUUUACAGUUUCUUUUUAUUGAUACAGUUGAACUGUAUCUGUGUGUGUGUGUGUGAGUAUACACAAUGCUGUAUAUAUAGUAUAUAUGUCAGCUACUAUAGAUGAUUGAGGCCAAGCAACUGAGGCUAAAGUAAUAUGAGGUGAAGCUCCUUGGACUUGCUCAGUUUCCACUGUUACAAAGUACAUUUAUAUGAAUACAACUACUUAAGAAUUAAUUUUGGUCUUGCCCAGAUCUGCCUAGUAGACUGAGUAAUAGAGAUGUGAGAGACAGAGAUAGAGAGAUAGAGAUAUGAGUCACCAGACUGUUGACAGGACAUUAUGGUAAUUAUUUAACACAUAAUAAUGAAAACAAUAAUAACAAUAUUAACAAUAAUAGAAGCAACAACAGCAAUAAUAAUAGAAAGAUGUCACUUCAUAAAGCAUCUUUUAGAGAAUUACAUAAUUGCAUCAGUUAUAUUGAAUUUUGCUUGGAAUGACAUAGUUACACUUAUCACAUUAUGGAAAGCCUGAUAAUAUUAGAAUAUCUAGUUCUCUUAACUGUCCUUUUUUAACAGCUGUGAUUUUGAAGAGUUUUGCAAAUUGUAGUUGAAAAUUUCAGAGUAAUUUAAAAAAAGACUGGAAGUGAAUUUUGUGCUUUCUCACUGCAUGUUACUGUUUCUGUAUGCACCUCUCCAUACCUCUUUAUUUUUUCAUACAUCCUGUUCUGCAAAUUUCCUUAAUGGUUAGGGAAAGAUGAGAUUAAUAAAAGUUGAUUAUUUCUUUAAAUUAUCUUUUUUGUGGCUUGAGAACCAAUCAGUGAUUCACUAUAUAAUCUGCAGAUGUAUAUAACAGAUUGAGUGAAAUAACUGGAGCUUCUUUCCGUUUUACAAAAAUACACCGGAAACUCAAGAAAUUAGGUCUUAAAAAUCUGAGCAAAGCUGAGGCCAGAAAGUCUUUUCACAAACAACCAAGUAAUAUGAGGAAUAAAACAAAGAGGGGAUGCUGAUCUGGUGACAGGCAAGGAAAGAGUAAGUAACUGAUUCCUAGAGAAGGCUCCAGACUGCCAGCUUGUGGUAAAUGUAGCAGCAGUGGUGUAGCAAUAGUCUAAAGAUAAAGGUUUUCCAUAAAGCUUGCAGUCUAGUCUGAGGGGUGAGUAUGUGAAAGAACAUAGUCAUUUAGAAAGAUGUAUAAUUAGGAAAAUCUGUGCAAGGCAUCCUGACAGGAAGAAACCAAAACUUCUAUAAUUUAACUUCAGAAGAGUAUGUUUUUUCUUUGUUUUCCCAGAUCUAUGCCUUUACAAACUUGUUAUCUGUUUCAGAUAUUGUGAAUAAACAUUUGCAUGUUUAACUGACCCUGGCAUGAAUUAAAAGUGAUCUGAUACUAAAUUAAUAUAAAAAAGGAAUUUGUUACUCCAGUCCCUGCAAACUGCAAGUACCUGGCUCCUCGUUAUGUUUUGUAGAAUAGCGAAAAGGUAGGAGACCAUGCUCCCAAAUAAACUGUUUGGGUUCUCUGGAAAAUAGGUCUUAGAGAUUCAGGGAAGGAAACAUUAAAUAUUUUAAUGGCAUAUCGAUAAUACCAGUAUUGUAAGUAGCAACCAUUUUGAUGCCGUUACCUUGUUUUAGCAAAAUUGAGCAAUGAAUAUUUGUCUCUAAACCUGCUCUGAUAAGCUUCUUUUCCUUACUGAAUCACUCAAACCUUUGGCUUCUCUAGUAACUUCUGCAUCAGUGAUGCAUUUUCCAUAUGAAGUCAUGAAGACAAACUAUAUCAAGAAAUACUAGUUCUUAAACCAAGCACAAAGAAUUGCUGCCUUUUGUAUGCACUGAGGUAAUAGAUUUAAUAAAAUUAUCUCUUUCCCUCCUUACACAGACUCCAGCCUCUUCCAGGAACCUAUCUAGGCAAUGUCAACUUAAUGAUCAAAACCUUAAAAUAGAGGUCAGAAGUACUAAGUUUGGCUGUCCAAUUUAGUAUCACAGGAGUACAGUUUCUAAGAACACUAAACAUAGGAAAGUACUUAUAUAUUUAGCAUACAUACCCAUUUACAUCAGUGGGCACUUGGCUCUGCUGAUCAGAUCCAAGGUGUCAAGGUGGGUGCUCAGGAAAUAAAGAAUGAGCAAUUACACAGUAGUUGUGAACAAGCAUUCACUGCUAAAACCAUGGUGCCCUUGUACAUUUAUUUUGAUUACCUCACUUGUUACAAACACAGCUGUCUAAUCUCUUUAUCAUCCUCAAUUUAUAGCACAUCAGAGAUGUAUGUCAGCAUCUUUUGACUUGGAGCUGAGCAUGUAGUAGCACCUUCACAGGAUUUAUUCAUUUUGAUGUCACUUUGCAUUGUAGUCCUUCCCCAUGUAAAUGAGGAGACAAAGUUUUAAUUCUGAAUGAGCCCAUCUAUUUUUGGAUCUCUUCUGUGAUAAAUGACUAGGGAUUCUGGCGGCCGAGCUUCCUCCAUUGCAUACCAUCUUAAUCAUCUGCAAACCAGGUAAACAUUACCAAAUGAGGAGAAAAGGAAGAUGCCAUCGAGUAUCGGCAGCCAGGCAUUCUUCUUCCCCAUGCAGUAUUAAACACUCCCCCACACGAGAAACCUUGACAUAUGCUCAAGCUCAAAGGAUGGUUGAAAUAGAAAUUGAAGGUCGCCUGCACAGGAUCAGUAUCUUCGAUCCUUUAGAGAUUAUAUUAGAAGAUGAUCUUACUGCCCAGGAAAUGAGUGAAUGCAACAGCAAUAAAGAAAAUAGUGAAAGACCACCAGUUUGUCUAAGAAGCAAGCGGCAUAAAAAUAACAAAGUGAAAAAGAAAAAUGAAGCUCUUCCGAGCUCGCACGGUAUACCUGCUACAACAGCUCCUCUUCCAGAACCAAAAGUACGGAUUGUUGAAUACAGUCCCCCCUCGGCUCCUCGGAGACCUCCAGUUUAUUACAAAUUCAUUGAGAAGUCAGCAGAAGAACUUGAUAACGAAGUUGAGUAUGACAUGGAUGAAGAAGAUUAUGCAUGGUUAGAAUUGAUAAAUGAUAAGCGGAAAAGUGAUGGAGUGUCAGUUGUUUCACAAAAUAUGUUUGAAUUCCUUAUGGAUAGGUUUGAAAAAGAGUCCUAUUGUGAGAACCAAAAACAGGGUGAUCAUCAGUCUUUAAUUGAUGAAGAUGCAGUGUGUUGUAUAUGCAUGGAUGGUGAAUGUCAGAACAGCAAUGUGAUCCUGUUUUGUGAUAUGUGUAAUUUAGCAGUACAUCAGGAAUGCUAUGGGGUGCCAUAUAUACCUGAGGGCCAGUGGCUCUGCAGACACUGUUUGCAGUCCCGCUCUCGGCCUGUAGACUGUGUGCUGUGCCCAAACAAGGGAGGUGCCUUUAAAAAGACUGAUGAUGAUCGUUGGGGACACGUGGUGUGUGCUUUGUGGAUUCCAGAAGUUGGAUUUGCCAAUACAGUUUUUAUUGAGCCAAUUGAUGGUGUCAGGAACAUUCCCCCAGCCAGAUGGAAGUUAACAUGCUACCUCUGUAAACAGAAAGGUGUUGGUGCCUGCAUCCAGUGCCACAAAGCAAACUGCUAUACUGCAUUCCAUGUGACGUGUGCUCAAAAGGCCGGUCUGUAUAUGAAAAUGGAACCUGUGAAAGAACUAACUGGGAGUGGAACAACAUUCUCUGUGAAAAAGACUGCCUAUUGUGAUGUACAUACUCCACCAGGUUGCACACGGAGACCUCUGAAUAUUUAUGGAGAAGCUGAAAUCAAAAACGGUGUUUGUAGAAAGGAGGGAUCAGUCAGAACUGCUAGGUCUACAUCAAAAGUCAGAAAAAAGACAAAAAAAGCCAAGAAAACAGUGGUUGAACCCUGUACAGUUAUGCCAACAGUAUCUGCUCCUUAUAUCCCCCCCCAGAGAUUAAAUAAGAUUAUGAAUCAGGUGGCCAUUCAGCGAAAGAAGCAUUUUGUUGAACGAGUGCACAGUUACUGGUUGCUUAAAAGACUGUCUAGGAAUGGUGUUCCACUGUUGAGAAGGCUGCAAUCCAGUUUACAGUCACAAAGAAACACACAACAGAGAGAAGAUGACGAAGAAAUGCAAGCCUUAAAAGAAAAAUUGAAGUACUGGCAGAGGCUGCGCCAUGAUCUUGAAAGAGCACGUUUGUUGAUAGAACUUAUACGUAAGCGUGAAAAAUUAAAAAGAGAACAGGUCAAGAUUGAGCAGGUUGCUAUGGAACUUAGGCUUACUCCAUUCACUGUACUUCUGCGAUCAGUUCUGGAUCAGCUGCAGGAAAAGGAUUCUGCUCGUAUAUUUGCUCAGCCAGUGAACCUUAAAGAGGUUCCAGACUAUUUGGAUCAUAUUAAACAUCCUAUGGAUUUCUCUACCAUGAGAAAACGGUUAGAUGCUCAAGGCUAUAAAAACCUCAGUGAGUUUGAAGACGACUUCAAUCUUAUCAUAGAUAACUGUAUGAAAUACAAUGCAAAAGAUACAAUAUUUUAUAGAGCUGCAGUGCGGUUAAGAGAUCAAGGAGGUGUAGUUCUCAGGCAAGCUAGGCGAGAUGCUGAAGGAAUCGGUUACAAUAAUGAAACUGGAAUGCACUUACCUGAACGGCCUAAACUUGAGACACCCCAGCCUUUCUCUUGGGAAGAUGUGGAUAGGUUACUGAAUCCUGCAAACAGAGCACAUAUGUCCUUGGAAGAACAGCUGAGAGAGUUGCUAGAAAAACUUGAUCUGACCUGUGCAAUGAAAUCCAGUGGGUCAAGGAGCAAAAGAGCAAAGCUGUUAAAGAAAGAAAUCAGCAUUAUUCGCAACAAACUCAGUCAGCAACACAACCAAGCUCCUCAAAUAGAAUCAGGUAUUGGAAGUUUUGAAGAAGAAAGUGCAGCAUUAGAACAGGAUGGAGAAGAAGAAGGAGAUAAAUCUCCCCCUAAACUUGAACCAUCAGAUGCAUUACCUCUUCCUUCAAACUUGGAGACUAAUUCAGAACCACCAACCCUCAAACCAGUAGAACUCAAUCCAGAGCAGAGUAAGCUUUACAAAAGAGUAAAAUUUGAUAAUGAAUUAUAUAGCACUUCCAUUCAGAAAGAAAUAAAUGGACACACUCCAGAACACUUACUUGACAGUAAUCUCAAUGAGUCGACUGUUUCUGCUGUAGCUGAGUCAUCAACUGAUGUAAACAGACGUACAUCCAUUCUCUUCUGCAAAUCGAAAAGUAUAAGCCCCCAAAAGUCUGCAAAGAACACUGAAACCCAGCCAACUUCUCCACAGCUAGGGACCAAAACCUUUUUGUCUGUAGUCCUUCCAAGGUUGGAGACACUUCUGCACCCAAGGAAAAGAUCAAGGAGUGCAUGUGGAGAUUCUGAGGUUGAUGAUGAGUCCCCUGUAAAGCGCUUGGAUACAGGUCUGUCAAAUGGCUUUGGAGAUGAAAGUAAAGAGAGAGCAUUAGAUGAUACUCCAGGAAGAAAAGUUGAACCUCGUCGCCGCUGUGCAUCAGAAUCUAGUAUUUCAUCUAGUAACAGUCUCUUGUGUAACUCAAGUUUCAGCCUACCGAAGUGUGGUAAAGGUAAACCUGCCUUGAUACGGAGACACACACUGGAAGACCGAAGUGAAUUGAUAUCAUGCAUUGAAAAUGGAAACUAUGCCAAAGCAGCAAGAAUUGCAGCUGAAGUUGGGCAUAGCAGUAUGUGGAUUUCAACUGAUGCUGCAACAUCUGUUCUUGAGCCUCUAAAAGUAGUAUGGGCCAAAUGCAGCGGAUAUCCCUCUUACCCAGCUCUGAUUAUUGACCCUAAGAUGCCUCGUGUUGCUGGCCAUCACAACGGUGUUACUAUACCAGUGCCACCUCUGGAUGUACUGAAAAUUGGAGAACAAAUGCAGACCAAAUCAGAUGAAAAACUAUUCUUAGUACUAUUUUUUGACAACAAAAGAAGUUGGCAGUGGCUUCCCAAAUCCAAAAUGGUUCCCCUUGGGAUAGAUGAGACCAUAGACAAGUUAAAAAUGAUGGAAGGACGUAAUUCAAGCAUACGAAAAGCAGUAAGAAUUGCUUUUGAUCGUGCUAUGAAUCACCUGAGUCGAGUCCAUGGAGAACCAGUCAGUGACUUCAGUGAUAUUGACUAGCAGAGAUUCUAGCAAGGCAUGAAAAAUACCACACAGACUUGAACUCUACUAAUGAACCUCUUUGUCUAAAAGAAUGUAUUGAAGAUACAACCCCUUAAUUGUUGAUUCAGUGGCUGAGUUCUGCAAACUUGAAAUAGUUGAGCAAUUCUUCUAAAUCACCAUUGCCAUAUUGAUGAAUUAUUUUAUUGUGUUGUAGAUUGGAGGAUUUUCCACUAAACCUGUUAAAAUGUCUUGUUCAUAGUGUUCAUAAUUGUACAUAAAUGUAUAUUCAACACUUAACUUAUUCUGAUUUUAGAAGUAGCUCUUUUAAUUCCUUUUAUAAUUUUGCUGGGGAGGGAGUUGGUUUCUGUUUCCAUGCUUUUUACUUUUUUUUUCCUUCUUUCUGAGGUUAAGUUACCUAAGCACCAUCUUCCAGCUUAAGGUGUUUAGUGGAUCUUAAAGCCUAAUAUCAAAAUGGCAUCAAAUAUAUGUUUGCCUAAAUCAUAUACAGUAUGGUGCUGCUUGUAUCAUUUCUUCCUUGGUCUGUAGCUUCUGAAAAAGACUUCUGAAUGUUUGUGUAAAUUGUAGCUCUUUGCACAAAGUACCACAUAUUUAAGAUUGAUGUAAAUUUACAAUUACAAAUAUGUAUUUUAAGAAAGGAAGUUACAUUAUUUUGGAGGGUACUUUGUGAGAAAGACAUCAAUAAAAAUUAUACUAUGUACAUCACUUGCAAAUCACCAAAAACACUCCAUUGUUGCCCAAAAUAACUUAAGAUUGUUUUUGUUUUAAACAAACCUGGCUUAAAGCCUGCAAGCACAUUAUUUCUUUCAAAACCAUAUCCCAUUUAUCUCCUGUUGAUUUAAUUUUGUUGAUAUGUGUGCCUCCCUGUGUUUAUUUAUUGUAGAAAAUGUAUUAAUUUGCUUUAUAAUGAAAAAUAAAAUUGACAAAUAUAUUGAUAUGCAUUUUUAUACAGGCACAUGAGAAGACAACUUGCUUUGGGAGAAAAAUGUAUUGGAAAUUGUAAAAAAUAACUUGAUGGUUUGUGUGUAAUUUGGUUUUUUGGUAACUUGUAAUCUUUUGUUUCCAAUGAGGGGAUUUAUGUAACUUUUAAUUUAGAACACUUUGGUAGCAAUAGAAACUUUGGAUACAUUUUUGUAUGGUACAUGUGAUGUAUAUAGAAUUAGUACUUUAUUUUUAUUUUUAAGAAGUAAAGCAUUAUGUUUGGGCAGGGGGAAGAUGGAGGGUGGGUUUCCAGAACUGCAUUUUUAUAUUAAAAAGAAAAAAAAAUAAAGUCAAGAUAUUGAUUGUUGUAGCUACUUUAUUCCUACCUUCACUGAGAUACUGAAUUUGUAACAAUGAAAAUGGCAAGGUAUGUUUGCAAUGUGAUUUAUAAUGGCUCCAUUAUUUAUAAAUGCACUGUGUUUGAACUCUUUUGCAGUGAUAUCGUAAAUACUGUACCAAGUUAUAUAAUAUGAAACACCAAAUAAUGCAUAUGAAUGCACGAAGUAUUUAUGCCCAGCUUUUUUAUAAAGGAUUAGCAAAUACAGCAAAACCAAUACUUUUUAAAUCUUUUUUUUAAAACUUCAUUGAAUAGCAUACUUCAUUGUUAAACCUGCUUGAAUCUUUAUUUUAAAGGGACAAUUACUUUUUAAAUAGUUUUUAAUGUUUUUAUUCUCUAUUGUUUGUAAUACCCCCGUAGAAGCUUGAAAUAAAAUUUCUUUCUCAACUGUAAA